Molecule: messenger RNA, 984 nt
Organism: Lycium ferocissimum
Lineage: Eukaryota; Viridiplantae; Streptophyta; Magnoliopsida; Solanales; Solanaceae
Product: auxin-responsive protein SAUR68-like
Exons: 1
Coding region: 312-755 (147 amino acids)
Biological process (GO): response to auxin
Source: RefSeq, a predicted model, not a curated record
AGCAAGUGUUCAUUUAAUGGUUUCAAAUUAUUGGCAUUGGUGAGAAGUACCAAGUGAAGAAAGAAAGAAACUUAUCAUCUUUUAUUUUCAAACUAGCUUCAUCCACAAAUUUUAGUCCCACAUCAACAUGGCCAACAGGCAUUGGCACAUGGCUUUGCCUUUUGUUAGUAACAAGAACUUCAGCACCAUAUUGUAUAUAAUCUCUCUUCCAUGAGCCAUUUCAUCAUCAAGGACAAGCAUUAUCAGUUCAGCCAUCAAAGGUCUCUAAAUUUCUUGUUUACAUUCUUGUUUCCAAUCUUCCAAAACAAAAAAUGGCAAUGCUCAGCACCAAGAAACUCAUCAAGAUGGCCAGGAGAUGGCAGAAGUUUGUGGCCAAGCAGAGGAAGAGGAUUUCAUUUCCAAGAAGUGGCAGUGAUGCAGACAGUUGUAGUACAUCCUCAUCCUCUAUAGUUGAAAAAGGCCAUUUUGUAGCAUAUACAAUUGAUCAAAGGCGCUUCAUGAUUCCCUUGGCUUAUCUUGAAAAUGAGAUCAUUAGGGAACUUCUAAACAUAUCUGAAGAAGAGUUUGGGCUGCCAAGUGGUGGUCCUAUUACAUUACCCUGUGAUUCCGCCUUCAUGGACUACAUUAUUUCACUAAUCAAGAAAGGUGUAGCUGCUGGAGAUCUUCACAAAGCAUUGCUCCUAUCAAUUCCUUCAUGCUGUUCAACAUCUUAUUUGCACCAAGAAAGUGGAACCCAACAGAUUCUUGUUUAUUGAGUCAAGGUCAACAUCCUUUUUGUGCAUGCUAGCUCAAAAAUAGUUCUUAGAGACAGCGGAGAUUGAAGAGUACACUUGUAAAGCUCAUCACGCGGAUUGAAUAUUAUUUAAUCAGAAAUUUACCAUAUUCAUGUCUUGCACUUUGGUUAUGAGAAGUCCUAACAAUCUAAUCUUGGAUUGGUAUCUUUUAUGUAUAAACACCUCUUUGUGCAUAAGAAUUUUUUCCUUA